Maniola jurtina (meadow brown) is the source of this 2339-nucleotide messenger RNA. RefSeq names its product tectonic-1-like. Gene Ontology annotation, biological process: cilium assembly. The record is from RefSeq and is a predicted model, not a curated record. The transcript has 6 exons. Bases 246 to 2315 code for a protein of 689 amino acids. Gene Ontology annotation, cellular component: ciliary transition zone. NCBI's taxonomy places the organism in Eukaryota, Metazoa, Arthropoda, Insecta, Lepidoptera, Nymphalidae.
CAUCCCUUCAGCUCCCGGGCAACACAUUAUACAAGUACCAUGUUGGGUUCCUGCUGCAACAACUGUAACUGAUAAAUUAAGGCAGAUAUUCAUUGGUGGAACACACCAGCUGACUCAGACAGACAUUGUUAAUUUAGGAAGCGAUAGGUUUAAGCUAAACACUCAAUCAAAAGGAGAUAUAAAAUUAAAAAUCUUCAUUAUUUUAAGAAAUUUUAACCAGUUCGGUGUAGAAUAUAAGUGAUAAAAUGAAGCCUAUCACCUACCUGUGCUUUACACUACUAUCGUUAGCUAUACAAUUCUGUCUAAUGGAUUUUAUAAAUGGAAAAGUGGGAAUUGACACUGCAAUUGAUUCAAACAGCACUAUUGCCAAGAAUUUGAGUAACAUGUUCAGAAAUAUAAAACAGACGCCACAUGCUCUUUACUAUCGCACAGAGAAGGCUAAAUUCCAGAUCAUAAAUAAGUCAACAAUUAAGUACAAUAAUGGUUCUAUAACUGAAGCCCCUCUAUCGAGCACAACAGAGUUAGCAAGCACAGUAUUCGAUUUGCUGUAUGAUGAGAGUGUGUCUGUGACAGACGAUGAGAGUGAAUCAGCAACGGAAACAUUUUCUACUACAGAGUUAGAUAAUGUGACUGAAAUCAGUUUUUUUGAUAAAAAAUCUUCACCCGAUAAACCAAGUGAGAUACCAAAGAAAAUAAGUACAAAUGAAUGUUACUGUAAUCUUUUGUACAAAAUUUGUGAUAUUAAUUGCUGUUGCGAUAACGAUUGUUCGGAUCUGGAGAAGAGUCUGUCAAAGGAUUGUGAAGAAAUCGGAAAAGAAAAGUGUGAGCUCCGUAAUAAAGAGUUUUUGAGUAUGUGUUCCUCUCAAUUUGUGUGUAAUAAAGAGUUACAGAGCGAUAUAUUUGGAUAUCUUUUUUGUAUUGGAAAAGUUAACUUGCCUGAAAAACGGAAAACUAACGAAAAUAAUAUGCUUCAUACUUUGGAUAUUGACAACCGUUUACAAUGGCACAUCACUAAGAAAAAAAGAAAAAAUAUUAAGUUUUCAAAAGCUGUAUACAUUAUUGGCCAGCCAUUAUGGUUGUUGACAAAUAACAGUGUUGAAGCUUUAGAAGUCCCGAUUACCGUAACUAAUGACUACUGCAAUGGUGAAAAAGCAGUCAAAUAUCUGACAAAUGAAUACAUUAAAUGUUAUGUGAGAUUGAAGGAUCUUCACAUGUUGGACAUUAUUAAGAGAUCCGAGAGAACAAAAAUUGCGAGCGCCAAAGAAAGUACAAUAAACAGUCCAAAAAUGAAUUGCACUACACUACAUUGCACUAACUGGACCCUUCUUGUUUGUGACGAACAUAAAUGUACAGAAUACAUCCAUGAAUUGCAUGAACCGUCUUGCACAGACAGCUAUUGCAAUAACAUUGGCGUCAAAAUUGAAUAUGAAUUCUAUUGCAAUGUAUCUUUGAUAAUAAAAGCGAUUGUUAAAUUCCACAUCCGAACAAUCUCUAUGGCCCUUGAGUUUGUUACUCAGGAAGUAACUGUCAACUUUUUUAUGGGAAAUAACUCGAUCGAUAAAAUCGUAAAAUUCAGUGGAAACCCUGGUUAUAUCAGAGGUCUACCGAUCAUAGUAUCACUAUUCGAAAGCAACCACACGGAAAACUUUUACAAUAACAGUCUUGGAAGAAGUAAUCUUGUAUUGCCCUACAACAAAGGCGGAGGAUGUGUUGUCACAAAUCUGACACAUAAUAUUUUAAAGUUUGGGCAUAAUAAAAGAAUAAGCUGCAGAGCACAUUUUGCACAUAAUUUAACUAUACACAAUGGCACAGAUGGAUGCUUGAAUAUUCAGGCCAAAAUUGAUGAGUUAUAUGGACUCAGUCCAAAUAUAUUUAUUUCUCCAUAUGGAAACCCACAAGAUAUUAGCGAUGAAAAAUGGAUAAGUCUGCAAAAAUUUGAUAAAAGCAACAUUUAUGGUGAAUAUCAUUCUAAGGAUUCUAAACUGCUUUGCUACAACUUAAUAACAAGGAUUGCCUUUAUAAUCGCCUUUGCAGAUAUGGGUGAUGUUAAGAAAGAAGAAAAUAAAAUUUUAAGUGCGAAAGUAGACUGUGAUACAAAAAAUAUAACAUUCAGUAUUGAAGAUUUAUCAACUGUUUUAACUAUCGACACCAUUUAUAUCGACGCGAGAAAACCAAAUGUGCACGAAUACAUUGGAGCACCACACUUGAAUUUCCACUUGCCUAAGGAUUUAUUUUAUCCCUUAGCCUCUAGUAAAAGUACAGGUAGCUUUAUGAAAUACCAAAUGAUAAUCUUAUGUAUAAGUAGUUUCAUAUAGUUUUGAAAUAAAAUAACUAUGUAA